AUGCUUCAAGUGUACUCUGGGGAAGGCUUUGGAGAGAACACACGGGCUGAUGCAACUGACCGGUGUUUAUCAGAGCACACGCGGAGUGUGAAGAUGACAGAUUGUGAUGGAGAAGGAGCUCAGUCUCCACUGCAGCUGUUUGAGAGACUUACCGCUCAGGGCGAUCAGGUCAGAACCCUGAAGACUGCUAAAGCUGACAAGGGGGAAGUGGAGGCUGCUGUCCAGAUACUGCUACAGCUCAAAGUCCAGUACAAACAAGUGACCGGUCAGGAAUACAAAGCCGGUUGCCCUCCACCAGAAAACCUGAUUUUAACCGGGAAUAGUUCAGCAGCAGGGGGCGCCACUGAGGAGGACGACGACGUCAACCCAUGGAGCGUAACCACCACUAAUGCCAAAGGAGUGGACUAUGACAAACUCAUAUUGAGGUUUGGAAGCAGCAAAGUUGACCAGGAGCUUGUGGACAGAAUAGAGAAAGUAUCGGGACAGAAGCCUCACCGCUUUCUAAGAAGAGGAAUAUUCUUCUCACACAGGGACAUGCACCAAGUAUUAGACUCGUACGAGAAGCACAAGAGCUUUUACCUGUACACCGGCAGAGGACCGUCGUCAGAAGCCAUGCACGUGGGCCACCUCAUCCCCUUCAUCUUCACCAAGUGGCUGCAGGACGUCUUCGACAUCCCGCUGGUGGUGCAACUCACAGACGACGAGAAGUUUCUGUGGAAGGACCUGAGUCUGGAGCAGUGCCACCGCUUCGCCGUGGAGAACGCCAAGGACAUAAUCGCGUGUGGCUUCGACAUCAACAAGACCUUUAUCUUCUCUGACCUCGACUACAUGGGCUCCUCUCCACAGUUCUACAGGAACGUGGUGAAGGUCCAGAAACACGUGACUUUCAAUCAGGUGAAAGGAAUCUUUGGCUUCACUGACAGCGAUUGCAUCGGAAAGAUCAGUUUUCCAGCCAUCCAGGCCGCGCCGUCUUUCAGUAACUCUUUCCCACAAAUCUUUGGGGAGAGGAAGGAUAUCCAGUGUCUUAUCCCGUGUGCCAUCGACCAGGAUCCGUACUUCAGGAUGACCAGAGAUGUGGCACCGCGGAUCGGAUACCCCAAACCCGCCCUGCUCCACUCCACCUUCUUUCCAGCGCUGCAGGGAGCACAGACCAAAAUGAGCGCUAGUGACGCCAACUCCUCCAUCUUCCUCACGGACUCUCCCAAGCAGAUCAAGAACAAGGUGAAUAAGCAUGCGUUCUCUGGGGGCAAAGACACAGUGGAGGAACACCGGCAGUUUGGAGGCAACGCAGAAGUGGACGUCUCCUUCAUGUAUCUCACCUUCUUCCUGGAGGACGACGAGCAGCUGGAGAAGAUCCGACAGGAUUACACGAGUGGAGCGCUGCUGACGGGAGAGCUAAAGAAAAUCCUGAUCGAGACUCUGCAGCCGCUGAUCGCCACCCAUCAAGAGCGCCGCAAACACGUGACUGACGAGCUGGUCCAACAGUUCAUGACCCCCAGGCCUUUAAACUUUAAUAAGUAA
Messenger RNA from Knipowitschia caucasica, 1521 nucleotides. NCBI's taxonomy places the organism in Eukaryota, Metazoa, Chordata, Actinopteri, Gobiiformes, Gobiidae. The record is from the annotation of a GenBank genome assembly.